AUGAUCGCUGAAGCUCUGCGCUUCUAUGGUACCAUCGACAUCCUCAUAAACAACGCGGCUUUCUUGCUCGGCGGAGCUAUCGAAGAAUGCUCGGACGAGGAGGUGUAUCAGCUAUUCAACACCAAUGUGUUCGGAGUAUUCCGCAUUCUGCGUGCUGUGCUACCUCACAUGCGUGCAAAGCGUUCAGGUGUGGUAGCCAACAUCGGAUCAGCAUUUACCUGGACCGGCAUCAAGACAUUAGGCAUCUAUGGCUCCACCAAAUUUGCUUUUGCUGGGCUUACCUUGGCCUUGCGCACCGAUUUGGAUCCAUUCUGCAUCGACGUGACGAUCAUCGAACCAGGUUCGCUCCGGACGGCCAUCUUGGGCAAGGUUUCUUACCCAUGA
This is a messenger RNA of Peronospora farinosa, 384 nucleotides long. NCBI's taxonomy places the organism in Eukaryota, Oomycota, Peronosporomycetes, Peronosporales, Peronosporaceae. The record is from the annotation of a GenBank genome assembly.